AUGGCCGAAUCCAACGAAUCCAAGCCGGUUGUGCCGGUCCAGAGAUCGACUAAGCCCGUCAGCGAGGCCCUGCUGAACGAGAAGUGGGAUCGCGCCAUCUCCUCGAUGCUUAUCCGCUCUUCGCUCGGUCUGUCGUUCGGUGUUGUCUUCUCGGUUCUCCUGUUCAAGCGCAGAGCGUGGCCCGCGUGGGUUGGUCUUGGUUUCGGAGCUGGACGUGCGUGGGAGGAGGCAGACUCUUCCUUCCGCCGGGGUGACUCGCCUUUGAGAGAUGCGCUGCGUCGGUAG
This is a messenger RNA of Aspergillus chevalieri, 285 nucleotides long. It is a transcript of the gene MIC10, whose product is annotated as MICOS complex subunit MIC10. Lineage: Eukaryota; Fungi; Ascomycota; Eurotiomycetes; Eurotiales; Aspergillaceae. Bases 1 to 285 code for a protein of 94 amino acids. The transcript has 3 exons. Gene Ontology annotation, cellular component: mitochondrion; MICOS complex; mitochondrial inner membrane. The record is from RefSeq and is a predicted model, not a curated record.